Fragaria vesca subsp. vesca is the source of this 411-nucleotide messenger RNA. RefSeq names its product protein yippee-like. The record is from RefSeq and is a predicted model, not a curated record. NCBI's taxonomy places the organism in Eukaryota, Viridiplantae, Streptophyta, Magnoliopsida, Rosales, Rosaceae. Gene Ontology annotation, cellular component: ubiquitin ligase complex. Bases 1 to 411 code for a protein of 136 amino acids. The transcript has 5 exons.
AUGGGAAGGCUGUUUGUGCUGACUCUUGAAGGACACGUCUAUAGCUGCAAGUACUGCAAAACCCAUCUUGCUCUUGCUGAUGACAUUCUCUCCACGUCUUUUCACUGCAGGCAUGGAAAGGCUUAUCUUUUCGAUAAUGUUGUAAAUGUCACAGAUGGAGAGAAAGAAGAGCGGAUCAUGAUAACAGGACUGCAUACUGUUGUGGACAUCUUCUGUGUCUCAUGUGGCUCAGUUGUGGGGUGGAAAUAUGAGUCUGCCUAUGAUGAAGGCCAGAAGUAUAAGGAGGGAAAAUUUAUCCUUGAGAGAUUCAAGAUUCUCGGCCCUGAUGGAAGCAACUACCCGAGAGCUCAUGAAGACUACUCGAUAGCUCAGGAAGCCGAGAUUGGUGGAAGUGAUGUUGAUGAUGAUUGA